GCCCGCAGCGGCGCGCCGCGCGCUUCCGGGCCGACUGCGACCGGUUCCUGAUGAACGCCAAGCUGUUCGUGGCGAUGGGCGUGCCGUGGGCGGUGGACGUCAUCUCCGACUUCAUCAUGGAGCCCCGUUGGGUGUGGUACGUGCCCGAGGCGCUUCUCUCUCUGCAGGGCGUGUUCAUCUUCUGCAUCUUCGUGCUGAAGCGCAAGGUGCUGGUGCGCGUGCGCAAGCGCCUGGCCUCCCUGUGCGCGCGCUGCUGCUGCUGCUGCCCGUGCUGCGACGGCGACGGCGGCAGCUCCGACACCGAGGCGCGCGGCGCCACCACCGGCGCGGGCGCUAACAGCCUGCGCCAGCCGCUAACGCCCUCGGCCGCCGCCGCGGUCGCUGCGGCCGCCGGCGCUAACGCGCGACACGUGCACAAGAGCGCCAGCAGCUCCACGCUGUGCACCGUCACCGCCAGCGAGCUGCAGUCGCCCGGCCUGCUGAGGCUGUCGCCGUCGCCCACCCGCGCCAGGGCGGAGCGUUGAGGAAGCGUCGCCGACGGCAGUCCGGUCACGUGGGUGGCGUGAAGGGAGCCGAUUUAAUACGACAGUUGGUGGAAAUCUCCAAAAUGCUCAGGGUAGCCCCUGCGUGGGAGAUUUCUGACUCACGAAUUCCCAACACGGCAGCAGACAAUGUACUCUCUAGGCUGAAUGUAUUGUAUGGACGUUUGGCGGAAACUACAGCCACCAUGCAGUCUCGG
This is a messenger RNA of Gryllus bimaculatus (two-spotted cricket), 739 nucleotides long. The record is from the annotation of a GenBank genome assembly. Lineage: Eukaryota; Metazoa; Arthropoda; Insecta; Orthoptera; Gryllidae.